AUGAAGAGUUUCAUCUUUCGACUCGAGUUUGUGCUGCUGAUCAUUGUGUGUACAUCGCCACAGCUAUCGCUGCAGAUGGUGUUAACUGAUGUUCGGCUGGUUGAGGGGCAACCAAACUCGGGUCGAGUCCAAGUACAAAUCGACAACUCAACGUGGAUUGAUGUGUGCGAUGACAUGUGGGAUGACGAGGACGGUCGAGUGGUCUGUCGGCAGCUGGGAUUUCCAGGGCUGGACGAACAUUUGAGAGGCCUUCCAAUUGGACAGCAAAGUACAAAAUCAGCCACAAGGUUUAAUUGCGACAGAAGUGAUUCUACACUUUCGGAAUGCAGGCACGUCAGUAGUGACAUGAUGUGUGGCUCUGACAAAGGAGCAGGAGUUACAUGCAGUGGUGUGAUUACUGAUGUUCGGCUGGUCAGUGAGCCUUCGCAGCCAAACUCGGGUCGAGUCCAAGUACAAAUCAAUGGCUCCAUUACGUGGAUUGAUGUGUGCGAGAAUGGGUGGGAUGAAGAUGACGGUGGAGUGGUCUGUCGGCAGCUGGGAUUUCCAGGGCUAGCCCAACAUUUGAGAGGCCUUCCAAUUGCCGGACAGCAAAUCUAA
This is a messenger RNA of Patiria miniata (bat star), 597 nucleotides long. RefSeq names its product scavenger receptor cysteine-rich domain superfamily protein-like. Gene Ontology annotation, cellular component: membrane. The transcript has 5 exons. NCBI's taxonomy places the organism in Eukaryota, Metazoa, Echinodermata, Asteroidea, Valvatida, Asterinidae. The record is from RefSeq and is a predicted model, not a curated record. The coding region runs from base 1 to 597 and encodes 198 amino acids.